Trifolium pratense (red clover) is the source of this 621-nucleotide messenger RNA. Its product is annotated as ethylene-responsive transcription factor ERF109-like. Gene Ontology annotation, molecular function: DNA binding; DNA-binding transcription factor activity. The transcript has a single exon. Gene Ontology annotation, biological process: ethylene-activated signaling pathway; regulation of DNA-templated transcription. Lineage: Eukaryota; Viridiplantae; Streptophyta; Magnoliopsida; Fabales; Fabaceae. Bases 1 to 621 code for a protein of 206 amino acids. The record is from RefSeq and is a predicted model, not a curated record.
AUGGAUGUUCCUAUUUGGAAUGAUAACAUUGUUGCAACACCACUAUUGCCAAAUAAAGAAGAAGAAAACUCUAUCAUAGUAUCUACUCUCGUUAACGUUCUUUCCUCGUCCAACUCCAACAACAAUGUUGUUGUUCCAGUUCCAGUUCCUGUUCCUGUUCAUGAUAAAGAAGCAGCCACGUCAUCAUAUACAAGUGGGUCCCUUUCUCUCUUGUCUUACGAGAAUCUUUACGAUGUUAACACGUGUAAUGCAUGUAAAAUCAACGGUUGUCUAGGUUGCAGAUUAUUUAUUGAAAAGGAUAAAGAAAGUGAAAAGAAGAAAAAGAAAUACAGAGGAGUGAGACAGAGAGCAUGGGGAAAAUGGGUGGCUGAGAUUAGAGACCCAAAAAGAGCAACACGUGUAUGGCUAGGAACAUUUCAAACUGCUGAGAAUGCUGCAAGAGCUUAUGAUCAAGCGGCUAUUAAGUAUCAUGGAGUUAGAGCUAAACUCAAUUUUGAUUUCUCUGAUUAUAAUGAUUUAGUUGCUACUCUUGAUGAUGAGAAGAAGAAGAAGCUAGGUGCAAAUGUUGAAGAAAGAAAAACUAACAUAAUAUCUUUUGGGUCUACAAGUGAACAAGACUAG